Messenger RNA from Lactuca virosa, 3954 nucleotides. NCBI's taxonomy places the organism in Eukaryota, Viridiplantae, Streptophyta, Magnoliopsida, Asterales, Asteraceae. The record is from the annotation of a GenBank genome assembly.
AUGGUCAGUGUUCUUCGUUGUUUUUUCCAUAAAUCAUGGUGGCUGGUUGUCAACGGUGUUCUGAAAGAAGAUAGGGUGAAAGUGGCCGUCGGAAACAAUCACCAUUUUACACUCCCGCCACCCCUUACCUCCACCCUUACCUCACCUCACCCGAUCUGCUCUCCUUUUCCUUCAUCUGAUCUUACUCCUAUCAUCAUCUCCGACCACCCCAAAUUGCACCUUUCAUCUCCGGUUUCCAAAUCUGAAACCUGUAACUCAAAUGGUUCCAUUUCCAAAUCUGAAACUGGAGAGACGCAAGUACGAGAUCAAAAUAGGGGAAACAGGAGAAGAGAAAUUAACAUCAGGUUGUUUUUGAAUUUUGAUCGCGUGUGCUCAAAGCGAAAAUCGCGUCAGAAUCCUUUUCAGAUCUGCAAAAUAUCAGGGUUUAUGGAUUCAGCCGAAACGUCUACAAGCAGUAAUUAUAGUAUGAGAUCUGAUAACAUGCGUGGUGGUGCAUUUCGUAAUGGCAACAUUGAUCAGCUCGAUGAUGAUUCACCAUAUGGUCAAAGCUCUCCUUCAUUAAUGGAUCCAUCUGUUUCUCCUCAAAAUUCGAUUCUACCUUCACGAGGCUGGGAUGACAUCUCUGUGUACAAUGCAAAGAAGAAGCAGCAUGCUUGGUUUCAAGCCCCUGAUGGGAACUGGGAACUUGCGAGGAUUAUAUCAGUUACAGGGGAUGAAUCACUCAUAUCUUUUGCUGAAGGAAAAGUAUGUAAGGUGCCAUCUGAUGUUCUAUUACCUGCAAAUCCAGAAAUCCUUGAUGGGGUAGCUGAUCUCAUGCAACUAAGUUAUUUGAGCGAACCAUCCGUCUUGUAUAAUCUUCAAUAUAGAUAUGACAGAGACAUGAUCUAUUCAAAAGCGGGACCCGUUUUAGUUGCCAUCAAUCCCUUCAAGAAUAUUCCUUUGUAUGGAAGAGAUUAUAUUGAUGGCUAUAAGAGGAAAAAAAUCGGUCACCCUCAUGUAUAUGCCAUUGCUGAUACAGCAAUCCGGGAAAUGAUUAGAGAUGAAGUCAACCAAGCUAUUGUCAUAAGUGGGGAAAGUGGAGCAGGGAAAACCGAAACAGCAAAAAUAGCAAUGCAGUAUCUAGCAACAGUUAGAGGGGGUAGUGGAAUAGAAUAUGAGAUAUUAAAAACUAAUCCAAUUUUGGAGGGUUUUGGCAAUGCAAAAACAUCAAGAAAUGACAACUCAAGUCGUUUUGGGAAACUAAUCGACAUCCACUUCAGUGAAAACGGAAAAAUAUCGGGUGCAAGUAUCCAAACAUUUCUUCUUGAAAAGUCAAGAGUUGUUCAAUGCGGGGAAGGCGAAAGGUCAUAUCAUUCAUUUUAUCAGCUUUGUGCAGGAGCUCCACCUUCUCUUAGAGAGAAAAUAAAUUUGAAGAAUGCUCAUGAGUACAAAUAUUUGCAGCAAAGCAAUUGCUACACGAUUCCGGGUGUUAAUGAUGCUGAACAGUUUCGUAUUGCAAUGGACGCUUUGGAUGUUGUUCAUGUCAGCAAAGAGAACCAAGAAAACGUUUGUGAAAUGCUUGCAGCAGUUUUAUGGCUGGGAAAUGUAACAUUUUCACUUGUUGAUGAUGAAAACCAUGUGGAACCUGUGGUUGAUGAAGCUCUUCAAACUGUUGCUCGAUUGCUUGGGUGUCGGAUUGAGCAACUACAGCUUGCUUUAUCCUCUAGGGAAAUGAAAGUUCGUGGUGAAAACUUUAUUAAAAAGCUAACCCUAGCCCAGGCAAUUGACGCAAGGGAUGCAUUGGCAAAAUCGAUAUAUUCUUCUUUGUUUGAUUGGUUAGUGGAACAAAUCAACAAGUCACUUUCUACAGGGAAACACAUGACAGGAAGAUCAAUCAGUAUUCUUGACAUCUAUGGAUUCGAGUCAUUUGAUGUAAAUAGUAUCGAACAGUUCUGCAUUAAUUAUGCAAAUGAGAGAUUACAGCAACACUUCAAUCGUCAUUUAUUCAAGUUACAACAAGAGGAAUACAUCCAAGAUGGAAUCAACUGGGCAAAGGUGGAUUUUGAGGACAACCAAGCUUGUCUGAAUCUUUUUGAACAGAAACCAUUGGGAUUGCUAAGUCUGUUAGAUGAAGAAACGACAUUCCCAAAAGCAACAGACUUGUCACUUGCCAACAAAUUAAAGCAGCACUUGAGUUCUAAUCCAUGUUUUAGAGGAGAACGAGGCAAAGCGUUCACAGUUCAUCAUUAUGCUGGAGAAGUUAAAUAUGACACAACAGGGUUUCUGGAAAAAAACCGUGAUUUAUUGCGAAUUGAUUCCAUUCAACUUCUAUCUUCUUGCACAUGUGAACUUCCUCAGAUAUUUGCCUCAAAUAUGCUUUCUCUUCAAUCUGAAAGUCCUUCGAUUGGUUCAGUAAAGAAAGCAGGUGGAGUUGAUUCCCAGAAGCUUAGUGUCAUGUCAAAGUUUAAAGGCCAAUUAUUCCAGUUAAUACAAUGUUUAGGGAACACAAGAUCUCAUUUCAUACGUUGCAUUAAGCCUAACAACUUACAUUCUCCUGGAAUCUAUGAUCAGCAACUUGUUCUCCAACAGCUAAAAUGCUGUGGUGUUCUAGAAGUUGUUAGAAUAUCAAGAUCUGGAUUCCCAACAAGAAUGACACAUCAAAAAUUCGCAAGAAGGUAUGGUUUUCUUCUACUCGAUAAUGUUGCAUCACAAGAUCCACUAAGUGUAUCAGUUGCCAUUUUAAAUCAAUUCGGCAUUCUUCCUGAAAUGUUUCAAGUUGGCUACACAAAACUGUUCUUUCGAACUGGACAGAUCGGAAAGCUUGAGGAUACAAGAAAUCGUACUUUGAAUGGCAUAUUACGAGUUCAAAGCUGUUUCAGAGGUCACAAAGCUCGUCAUUUGCUCAGGGAGAUGAAACGAGGAAUUCACACUCUUCAGUCAUUUAUUCGUGGUAGAGAAGAUAGAAAAAGGUUCGCUAUCUUACUACACAGACAACGAGCAGCUGUGACUAUACAAAAAUGGAUCAAAGGAGGAAUAGUCAGAAAAGAAUUCAAAGAAUUUAGUGAUGCAGCAGCUGUGGUACAAGGAGUGAUCCGAGGAUGGCUAGUUCGGAGAUGCACAGCAGACAUUUCGCUGGUUCAAUUUGGAUCUGGAAAGAACGAAGACGAUGUGGUGGUGAGCAGAAUGUAUCUUGCAGAGCUACAACGACGGGUUCUUAAAGCGGAGGUCGGUGUACGAGAGAAAGACGAAGAACGGGAAAUGCUAUUGCAACGGAUCCAACAAUACGAGACCCGUUGGUCGGAUUACGAGCAAAAAAUGACAUCCAUGGAGGAAUUAUGGCAGAAACAAAUGAACUCAUUACAAUCAAGCCUCUCCCUCGCAAAGCAGAGCCUCAGCAAUGACGACGACGCUGCUCCGCCACCCGUGAGAACCAACGAGAUCCAAAACGGCGGAGCGAGCGAGAUGACGGCGGGGUUGAGUUUGAUAAGUCGGUUAGCGGAAGAGUUUGAGCAGAGAAGCCAAGUGUUUGGGGACGAUGCGAGGUUUUUGGUGGAGGUGAAGUCGGGUCAAGCUGAGGCCGAUUUGGACCCGGAACAAGAACUGAGAAGAUUGAAACAGGUGUUUGAAGGGUGGAAGAAGGAUUAUGCGGCGAGGUUGAGGGAGACGAAAGUGAUUUUGAACAGGUUGAGCAGUGAAGAAGCUAGUGGUGGUGAUAAGGUUAAGAAGAAUUGGUGGGGAAGACUCAACAGCUCACGGGGUAGCUUUAGUCUCUAUGAUUGAGGAAUAUGAUAAGCAAAUUGGUGACGGAAUCUUCUUCUACUUGUAAAUUGUCUUGUUUCUUUAAUUACCAGCCGACUCAAAUCAUUGUAAAAGGUUAAACAUUUGAUUGUAGUGUACCCUGGGCCUGGGGCUUUGUUUAUCUAACAAAUCAUUCUCCCUCCCUUCCGCUAGUAGAGUGCUUGGUUUGAAACAUAU